Solanum stenotomum is the source of this 1326-nucleotide messenger RNA. RefSeq names its product hyoscyamine 6-dioxygenase-like. The coding region runs from base 163 to 1188 and encodes 341 amino acids. The transcript has 5 exons. Lineage: Eukaryota; Viridiplantae; Streptophyta; Magnoliopsida; Solanales; Solanaceae. The record is from RefSeq and is a predicted model, not a curated record.
CAAAUUUUGGAUUUUUAGUAGAAUUUCUAUACCCUUGGAGGACUUUGUUAUGCAAUUUUCUUCCCUAUAAAUGGCCCUCCAUACCUCAAAUGAGAUAUCAGACAAUUUAAAGAAGUACUAUUAACAUUUAGAAGAUUUCUUUCUUUCCCAGAUUCAUUGACAAUGGCGGAGCUUCUCUCAAACUGGUCAAGCACAUUAGAAGCAGUUCCUCCAAGUCAUUGCAUCCCAGUGCAUGAAAGACCAUCGGAUCCAGUUGAAAUUGUGGACACUAUUCCAGUCAUUGAUUUGGGAAAAGCUAAUGGUGAAGAACGAAGUGCUGUUGUUAAAGAUCUUUUGAAAGCUUUUGAAGAAUAUGGGUUUUUUCAGAUAAUCAAUCAUGGAGUACCCGUAGAUCUAAUGGAUGAAGCAAUGAAAGUGUACAAAGAAUUUUUCAGUCUGCCAGCAGAAGAGAAAGCAGAAUAUGCAAAGGAUGCAGCUAAUGAUACAAAUAGGGGUGCAGCUACACUGUACAGUAGCAGCGCUAAGCAUUAUGAUUCAGAGGAGCAUCGUUACUGGAGAGAUGUCUUGGAACAUAGCUGCAAUCUUGAUGGGAAAGACAAAAAAACUUGGCCUAGUAACCCUCCAAGAUAUAGGGAGGUUAUUGGUGCAUAUGGAGAUGAAUUGAGAAGGGUGAGCAAAGUUAUCUUGGGUCUGUUAGCUGAAGGGCUAGGUUUGGAGGCAGGGUUCUUUGACACAGAACUUGGGCAGAGAAUGCUUGUGAAUCACUAUCCAGCAUGCCCAGAUCCAAGUUUAACCUUGGGAGUUGGUGGACAUUGUGAUCCUAAUCUCAUAACCAUUAUCCAACAAGAAGUGUAUGGUCUUCAAAUAUUGAAGGAUGACAAAUGGAUUGGUGUGCAGCCUAUCCGCAAUGCAUUUGUGGUCAAUUCUGGUUUACCAAUUACGGUAGUUAGCAAUGGAAAGCUAACUAGUGUUGCACAUCGUGUGGUGACAAACACAACUCAUUCACGAACCUCCAUUGGUACUUUUAUUUGCCCACACGAUAUUGUUGAACCUGCAAAAGCACUUGUUGGUCCGGAGAAUCCUCCACAGUUCAAAUCCUUUAAUUGGGGAGUUGAUUUUAUGCCACAUUACCUCAGCAAGAAAUCAGUUUACCACGCAUCAUUGGAGCCCUUCAAAAUCGAUGCUUAAGCAUUUGUGUGCCAGAAGGAUCAAGUCUAUGCUGCUACUUUUAAUUUCCACUAAAAUAAGAGCUUUAAUUUACAAUGUCUUUCUAGUUUGUAUCCUACCUUUGUUACCUAUUUCAUGAAUAAGAAUCUUUCUUUCCUA